This is a messenger RNA of Siniperca chuatsi (mandarin fish), 6636 nucleotides long. It is a transcript of the gene srgap1a, whose product is annotated as SLIT-ROBO Rho GTPase activating protein 1a. Gene Ontology annotation, biological process: negative regulation of cell migration; signal transduction. Gene Ontology annotation, molecular function: protein binding. The coding region runs from base 927 to 4247 and encodes 1106 amino acids. The record is from RefSeq and is a predicted model, not a curated record. Gene Ontology annotation, cellular component: cytoplasm. NCBI's taxonomy places the organism in Eukaryota, Metazoa, Chordata, Actinopteri, Centrarchiformes, Sinipercidae. The transcript is spliced from 22 exons.
AUAAGUAGGAAUAAAUAUCAAUAAAUUUGAAUAUUAAACUGAAAACAGAGUAUAUUGCACAGGAGUAUUAGACACUUUACUUAUAAUGGUUUUCAUAAAAAGUAUUACUAAGGAAAACUAUUAUGUAUAAACUGCAGAAGCUUUUUAGUCACACUGGAUGUUAUAUUCUGUUCCUAUAGCUGACUAAUAUGGACAAAGAAAACAAGCCUUCAGAUUUGGGAGCAGGAGUGUCAGUCCACUGGUGUCCACUGUAUGUGGGUGUGCAGAUCCCUCCCUCGCUCUCCUUCCUGUCCUCUCCCUGCCGGGCUCCAGCUGCUGUGUGCUGCAGUCGACCUGCCCUGUCUGCCUCUGAGCCUGCUGGGAGUUGGAGGGAGAAACCGUCGAGGGAGAGCGAGCAGGCGGGAUUGGAAGUCUGUGUGUGCGGGUCCCAAACUGGUAACCACUACCAAAAAGCACACACACGCACGAUUCAGGACUUUAAAGCCACCCGGACGGGUUGUUGGCCCUACUUUACAGAGAGCUGUGAAAAGCCGCCACGGAGACCCUGAAACUUGCGUGGUUGUUUUUUUUUUCUUCUUCUUCUUCUGUGGUAGCAGCAGUGCUGUUGCGCCGCGCGGACUGCUCUGAUACUUGAGCGGAUUCAUUGGUUGGAGCAGGGUUGCGCAUUGGACCUUGCUGUAUAUUCACCGCGUAUCCAGAGGGAAGAGGCACAAUGAAGAACUAAACGUUUUCUUCUUGCUCCAAGUCGAGCUUGUUGCAGAGUUAAAUCCUUUUCAAAUUGUCAUUUUGUCUCGCGCUUCUUCUCUCUGUCGCGUUAAUUUUUCUUGUCCUGUGUGGGAUGCGUCGGCUGCUGUAGGAUCCCGCUUGUUGACAAACAGUUUUUACAAGAAGUUUACAACAAGCUUCGGGCACGAGAAGAGAGAAAAAUGUCCACGCCGAGGUUCAAAAAGGAUAAAGAAAUCAUCGUAGAGUACGAGAGUCAAGUCAAAGAGAUCCGGGCCCAGUUGGUGGAGCAGCAGAAAUGUCUGGACCAGCAGACAGAGAUGAGGGUCCAGCUGCUGCAGGACCUCCAGGACUUCUUCAGGAAGAAGGCAGAGAUUGAGAUGGAAUACUCUAGAAACCUGGAGAAACUGGCCGAACGCUUCAUGGCAAAGACUCGCAGCACCAAGGAUCACCAGCAGUACAAGAAAGACCAGAACCUGCUGUCCCCAGUCAACUGUUGGUACCUGCUGCUGAACCAGGUGAGGAGGGAGAGUAAGGACCACGCCACACUGAGCGACAUCUACCUCAACAACGUCAUUAUGAGGUUCAUGCAGAUCAGUGAGGACUCCACACGGCUACUCAAGAAGAGCAAGGAAAUAGCCUUUCAGCUCCAGGAAGACUUAAUGAAGGUCCUAAAUGAACUAUACACAGUGAUGAAGACCUACCACAUGUACCACUCGGAGAGCAUCAGCGCAGAGAGCAAGCUGAAGGACGCUGAGAAGCAAGAGGAGAAGCAGAUCGGCAGGGGAGAUCCAGUCUUCAGCAUCCGAAUGGAGGACAAAUACCAGAGGCGCAGCUCUGUGAAGAAGAUCGAAAAGAUGAAAGAGAAGCGUCAAGCCAAGUACUCCGAGAACAAGCUGAAGUCGAUCAAAGCGCGGAACGAGUACCUACUGACACUGGAAGCAUCAAACUCCUCCGUAUUCAAAUACUACAUCCACGACUUGUCGGACUUAAUUGAUUGCUGUGAUUUGGGGUACCACGCCAGUCUGAACCGGGCCCUGCGGACCUACCUGUCAGCCGAAUACAACCUGGAGACAUCACGCCACGAGGGUCUUGACAUCAUAGAGAAUGCGGUGGACAGUCUGGACCCACGAAGUGACCGUCAGAGGUUCAUGGAGAUGUACCCCACGGCCUUCUGCCCACCGGCAAAAUUUGAGUUCCAGCCUCAUAUGGGGGAUGAGGUGUGUCAGAUCUCAGUGCAGCCACCGGUGAAUGGAGAACUCAUCCUGAGGUUCCAGCAGCUUCAGUCUCGCCUGGCUACUCUGAAGAUCGAGAACGAAGAGAUCAAAAAGACAUCAGAGGCCACCCUGACCACCAUCCAGGACAUGGUGACCAUUGAAGACUACGACGUGUCCGAGUGUUUCCACCACAGCCGAUCCACCGAGUCUGUCAAGUCCACUGUGUCCGAGACGUACCUCAGCAAACCCAGCAUUGCCAAGAGGAGGGCCAACCAGCAGGAGACGGAGCAGUUUUACUUCAUGAAAUUCCGGGAGUUUCUGGAGGGCAGUAAUCUCAUCUCCAAACUGCAGGCCAAACAUGACUUGCUGAAGAGGACACUCGGCGAAGGCCACAGAGCUGACUACAUGACCACAAGACAUCCCAAUGGGCCGUUCAAAACCCACACUGGCACCCGGCGGGCUAGACCCCGCUCUGUUUUUAAUGUUAGGUUAUUUAAUGGCAAUUUGGAGUCAUUUAUCAAGGACUCUGGACAAGCUAUCCCCCGUGUGGUUGAAAGCUGUAUUCGCUUCAUAAAUUUGUAUGGCCUCCAACAUCAAGGAAUAUUUCGUGUAUCUGGAUCCCACCUGGAAGUCAAUGACAUCAAGAACUCAUUUGAAAGAGGAAACGAUCCUCUGACGGAUGAUGAGAAUAAUCAUGACAUCAACUCGGUGGCUGGCGUUCUCAAACUUUACUUCCGUGGUCUGGAGAACCCUCUUUUCCCCAAAGAGAGGUUCAAUGAUCUGCUGUCUUGCAUCAGAAUAGAAAACCUGUAUGAGAGAGCGCUGUACAUCCGUAAGAUCCUCCUGACCAUUCCCAGAUCAGUCCUCAUCGUCAUGCGCUACCUCUUCGCCUUCCUCAACCACCUGUCCCAGUACAGUGACGAGAACAUGAUGGACCCAUACAACCUGGCCAUAUGCUUCGGCCCCACGCUCAUGCCCACACCAGACAGCCAGGACCAGGUCUCCUGCCAGGCCCACGUCAACGAGAUCAUCAAGACCAUCAUCAUCCACCAUGAGACCAUCUUUCCUGAUGCCAAAGACCUAGAUGGGCCCAUCUAUGAGAAGUGUAUGGCUGGAGGAGACUAUUGUGAAAGCCCCUACAGUGAGCAUGGAGCCCUGGAGGAGGUAGAAAACGAGGGAGGGACAGAGACACACACCAGUGAGGACGAGGGCGAGCCCAUUGAAGCCAUUGCCAAGUUUGACUAUGUUGGACGCUCUUCCAGAGAGUUGUCCUUCAAGAAGGGCGCCUCCCUGCUGCUGUAUCAGCGGGCAUCAGAAGACUGGUGGGAGGGACGGCACAACGGCAUCGAUGGCCUGGUGCCACACCAGUAUAUUGUGGUCCAAGACAUAGAUGACAACUUCUCAGACAGUCUGAGUCAGAAGGCUGACAGCGAGGCCAGCAGCGGCCACGCUGGAGAGGAUAAAUGCUCGGGAAAAGACAUCGGCUCGCCCACUGACACCAGGAUCUCUGAGGCCUAUAUUACCAGCAGGCACAAGAAAAGAUCAGAACCACCAUCUCGGCGCCCCCCUGCCCGCCCCAGCGAUGUCCACUGCAUGGUGCAUCCCUCCCAGCAUGGUCAUGGAGGACAUGGAGGCACCCCAGAGAUGGGCUCCCCAGUUCUAGGCCACUUCAGCCCACGGGACAUGCUGCGGAGUCGCAACCACAUGCCGAUGGACAGCCCUGAACGUCGGCGCCGCACCGGCCACGGCAGUCUGACUAACAUCAGCCGCCACGAAUCGCUGAAGAAGAUGGAGAGCCCCCCGAUCCGCCGCUCUACUUCUUCGGGCCAGUACACAGGCUUUACUGACACCCACCACCACCACGGCGGCAAGCCCCUGGAUCCGGAGACCAUCGCACAGGACAUAGAAGAAACUAUGAACACUGCUCUGAAUGAGCUGCGCGAGCUGGAGCGGCAGAGCUCAGCCAAGCACGCCCCUGACGUGGUGCUGGACACCCUGGAGCAGCGACAGACCUCCGGCAGCAGCGGCGGGGGUCCCACGCCGGCUAGCUCCAGCGAGUCCCUCAGCCCCAUCCACGGCGUCAUGCUGAGGUCCACCGCCAACACUGAGCCACCCAUCCGCCGCAGCACCAGCUCCUCCAGCGAUACUAUGAGCACCUUCAAGCCUCUGGUAGCGCCCCGCAUGGGGGUGCAGCUCAAACCUCCAGCCUUGAGGCCCAAGCCCAUGAUCCUGCCCAAGUCCAGCCAGGUCUCACAGCCUGCAGCUACAUCUCCUCAGGACCCUCUGGACAAGUCCUGCACCAUGUAACCUCUGGGACAUGAACCAGAGAUGUAAAACAAAAACUCUCAAUCAACUUCCAAGGAGCUGCAAAAUGCUACCAGUGUCUAGACUUCACAGAUGUACAACAAAUAAUAUCUAAGAGUCUGUAAAAUACAUGGACCUGGACAGGAAAAGAAGAAGUUUCCUUGUGGUGUUUUGAAGCUGAAGACAAGAUCAUAAAUAGGACUCUGACAGGAUCUGAGAGACUGAUGUAGGAGUUACAAUGUAGACACAUUUGUCUCAUUAACAUGCACAGUUAUGUGUUCAUAUGCUUAGACUAAUAUUAUCUAACAAAUGUCGUUUUUUUAAAUGAACACAAACAACAAAUCACAAAGGCUUCCUUCGAGGUUUUAGAAAAUGUACACUAGUUAGUUUAGUUUAGACAUUCAUGAACUGUGUAACUUUGAACAAAACACGCUGCAUGUAGCUCCUGUUUACCACUGAACCUGAACCUGGAGCUUGAUGAGAACUGUAGUGACCACAGAGGCAUUCUCACACGUAGAACUAGAUUAUACUGGAUUUUUUUGCUCUUACCUAGGAGGGCCCUUGAAGGUGUUGUGAACUGGUUCAAAGGCCUUAUUGACUUUGAAGUGUAACUGAUUUCACAUGUUAAAUAUUAUAAAGGUGCUGUGACUACCUGGACAGAGUUGGUUUGAAGUUUGGACUGAUUAUGGGCCUGAAGAGCCCUUAACGGUACUUUGUUAAUAGAUAAUAGUACUGAUAGCAAUAUGCUUUUUUUUUUCACUAGCAUGUAAACUGUGCAACUUUCUUUGGCAAGGCAUACCAUCUGUUGUGUCUCAGAAAUGUACAAAGAUCACCUCUGUGGACCUCUGGAUUCACUCAUUUUAACAUAUUGCCUGGAAUGAGAUAUGACUAUUGGAUAAAACCACUACUUCAUUAUGAACAUUUCGACGCAUUCUUGAAUUCCUGCAUCAAUAACUCAUGAUGUAGGGGUAAAACAUGCCUAAUAUUGUAUGCCUUUGCAUCUGUAUAACACAUGGGGAGCAGUGUGAAAAAUGAUGAUGACAAAUCAUCUCCUACCUACAGUAUAUACAAAUAUGCUAUUAUACGGUGUGGAACUCAUGCCAUAGCUUCUUUUAUGCCUUGCUUGGCUUUAUCUACCCAAAGACAUGACCAUACAAGUUAAAGCAUGGAUGUUGACCCCCCCAUAUAUGAUGUAGGCAUUCUUCUUAUUGACUGAUGUGUAUAGACUCAUGGUAGCACCCUGUGUGAGCGCUGCCGGUAGCCAUGGACCUAAUGACUGUUAGUGUAUAAACUUCCUAAUAUGUUCACCCUGCUUCCUCGUUGUCAAAGUCUCUGCAAACAGCAGCUUGCUUUGUGUCCCUCCAGUCUGUUUUAUGUUCAGGUGAGAACGUCAAUAAUGCGUUUUUUGUAUUGUUCUUUGACUGACAUUGAGGCUUUCUCUGUGGAUUUUCUGCAUUUGUGAAUGAUGACACCUCUAAUUGCUUGACGUGUGGCAGAAAGCGGCACAUGUGGAACAGGAGAAGUUGUCUCACAGAAUCAGUGAUGAACAGCUUGUGUCAGUCAGCUCAUGUGUGUCCAGGUCCAGUAAUAAUUUCAAAUGCAAAAGCCCAGAUUUCCAGCUGUGUGACUGCACCCCUGUAUGUCUUUUUGAAAAUAACCUCUGUACUGUAGAAAUAACAGAAGUGGGUGCACGUCCUGGGAAUGUUUGGCUAGCAUAAUAACACACAGAAAAGACUUGGUUUGCAAUGAAUAAGCAAUGCUCUUUAACAGCAGGUUUACACUAUCUUUGACUUGACAGAUAUUGUGUGUAUAAUAAUCAAAAGAUAAUUGAUUUCUGAGUUACUAACUUUCACUAUUUUUGUAAUCAUUUUUGUUAUGUUUGUUGAGUUUCUGGGUAGAAAUGAUUUAGAACAAAUGAUGUAGAAUAAAUAUUCAGAGAUGCAGGUGCCCCACCUACAGUAUGAAGUCAGUUGUAAAAAAAUAAAAGUGUGCUUUUGUCACUAUGUUAAUAUCAUCAACAGUAGGACUCAGUUAUGCCAUCUAUAGGCUUUAAGCUACUCUGUGGUGUUAUGUACAUCUGUAGUAUGUACUUGUGAAAGUGCCUUUGUAAAUGUAAUAGAGGAACUUCAGACAUUCUGUACUGUUGCAUUUCCAUGUCAGAUGCUGUGUUUGAGAAAAUGCAGUGCAGGAAGAAGACACAUGAAUAAGUAAUGAUGCCAUUUUCCAAACACUUAUAUGACAGAAUUAAUAAUAAAUAAACAGCUUACCCAUUGUGACAUUGCACUUUUAUGUAUAUAACUGUAUAUAUGGCAUGUAACAUUAUAACAUUUAGAGUUCUUUGAGGGCUUAUACCUCCAAGGAUUUCUUUCUAAUAAAGGAAAUAGUUUGUCGA